AUGUGGUUUCCCAAGAACGAAGAAAAGAAGGAGACGAUACACAGGUUGGUAGCAGUGGCCAUAAGCAGGAACAAAGGCAGCUACAGAGCUCUGAAAUGGGCUACAGAACACCUUCUCAACAGGGGUCAAACUGUGGUUUUGGUUCAUGUCAAUGUUUCUCCAACUUUAGACACUCCGACAUACCAUGUUUGUUUUGUGGGUGCAGAGUCCAGCCACAUUUCUGACGCCAAUGAUGAACUCAACAGGGAACUCUUCCUUCCUUUCCGCUGCCUCUGCACACGUAGAGAUAUCAAAUGCCAAGAUGUGGUGCUGGAGGAUACUGAUGUUGUCAAAGCAUUAGUCGCCUAUGUUGUGCAGUCAGCUACAGAGAUUUUGGUCCUCGGUGCCCAUUCCAAGAAUGCGCUUCUCAAGAAAUGGAAAACAACAGAUAUUCCACUGAGUGUUACAAAAGCAACACCAGAUUUUUGUACUGUAUAUGUCGUCUCCAAAGGAAAGAUAUCCUCAAGAUCUGCACUUCGUCCUGCCCCGCUUCGUAACCAUGCUCUGAAUCAACGCAGCAUCAGAUCAAAUCACUCUGAGACACCAAAACACUCCAGAAUUUGUACAACAGAAGCUCCAAGGCUACUGCCCCCUUCUUCACAUUACAUGCAGCAUGAGAUGGAUUGGAUCAUCAAGUCACCAUUCACUCACAGGAGAGGCCCAACUGGGAAAUCUUAUCCAGACCUCUCCACACCAGAAUCAGACACAUCCUUUGCCAGUUCUGGCACACCAAGUGUUGAUCAAAUGACGAAUCCUCAUUCAUUCUCUGACAAUACCCAUAGCUUUGAGUCCCAGCAGCUUGGACACAAAUCGGUUGAUACAACAAGUACACCACCACCUGAAUACUCCUCAAGCUCCCAAGAUAGUGACAACUCAUAUUCAUCACAGACAAUGGAUGAUGCUGAGGCGGAGAUGAGGAAGCUAAAGCUUGAGCUCAAGAAAACAAUGGACAUGUACUGCACAGCCUGCAAAGAAGCAUUUGAGGCAAAAGAAAAGGCGAAUGAGCUACAGCGAUGGAAAAUGGAAGAACAGCAGGAACUAGAACGGGUGAGACUGUCCGAAGAAGCAGCAUUGGAAAUUGUAGGAAAGGAAAGGGAGAAGUCCAGGGCAGCCCUUGAGGCUGCUGAAGCAGCUCAGAGAAUUGCAGAACUGGAAGCAAGGAAGAGGAUUGAUGCAGAAAGGAGAGCACUCAAAGAAGCAGAAGAGAAGAAUAAGGUGCUGCAUAAACUGGCAGAAUUAGAAGUUAGAUACAGGAAGUACACGAUUGAAGAGAUAGAGGCUGCAACCAAUUACUUCUCGCUAUCUCGUAAGAUUGGAGAAGGAGGUUAUGGCCCGGUCUUUAAGUGUUACCUUGAUCACACGGAAGUUGCAGUCAAGGUUCUUCGUCCAGAUGCAGCUCAAGGAAGAUCGCAGUUCCAGCAAGAGGUUGAAGUACUGAGCACUGUACGCCAUCCCAACAUGGUUCUCCUUCUGGGAGCCUGCCCAGAGUAUGGGUGCCUAGUCUAUGAGUACAUGUCCAAUGGCAGCUUAGAAGACCGUCUCUUCCGCCAUGGAAACACCCCACCUCUGUCCUGGCAGCAAAGGUUCCGAAUUGCAGCUGAAAUUGGCACUGCCCUACUAUUUCUCCACCAGACCAAACCAGAACCUCUAGUGCACCGUGACCUAAAACCUGCUAACAUCUUACUUGACCGCAACUAUGUUAGCAAGAUCAGUGAUGUCGGCUUGGCCAGGCUCGUCCCCCCAUCAGUAGCCGAAAAUGUCACCCAGUAUCGAAUGACAUCAGCUGCUGGAACUUUCUGCUAUAUAGAUCCGGAGUAUCAACAAACAGGAAUGCUCGGUGUAAAAUCUGACAUAUAUUCACUUGGGAUCAUGUUUCUUCAGAUAAUAACAGCCAAACCGCCAAUGGGAUUGACCCACCAUGUUGGACUGGCCAUUGAGAAGGGGACUUUUACUAAGAUGCUGGAUCCAGAAGUACCUGAUUGGCCUGUUGAAGAGGCCCUAUCAUUUGCCAAUAUUGCUCUCAAGUGUUCAGAGCUAAGACGGAAAGACAGACCAGAUCUCAACAAGGUUAUCAUGCCAGAGCUUGAAAGAUUGAGAGCAUUUGCGGAGGAAAGCAUGGUGUUUGAUUGCGUUUCAGUCUCAGACAAUCAGAGCCAAUUUUCCAUGUCUCAAGAUGAAUUCAGUUGCUCAACGCCCGUGCAAUCCGGACAAGGUAGCUCCAAGAGCAACUUGACCUCAAGUGGUUGACCACACAGCACAUGCAUACAUACAUGGCCAACGAUGGAGAUUUGGCAAGAGAAAAGCAGACAGUUUUAUGGAUUUCUACAAUAAGUCCAGUUAAUGUUUUGUGCAAGCUUCUUCAACCUAGCCAGCCUGCCUGCCUGUAUAUAUAGAAGCAAGAUAUUUGGAAACCAAUUUUCCGAGGUUUCUUUUCUUUUCUUUGUAUAUAUCCAGUAGCUGCUCUCUGAUCGCUGCUGGUUAAAAGAUGAGUAUGAACACAUUUAUACAGUUCAUAGCAAAUGCUUUCCAAAACUA
Molecule: messenger RNA, 2574 nt
Organism: Diospyros lotus (date-plum)
Lineage: Eukaryota; Viridiplantae; Streptophyta; Magnoliopsida; Ericales; Ebenaceae
Product: U-box domain-containing protein 35-like
Exons: 10
Coding region: 1-2286 (761 amino acids)
Biological process (GO): protein phosphorylation
Molecular function (GO): protein kinase activity; ATP binding
Source: RefSeq, a predicted model, not a curated record